This is a messenger RNA of Leptonychotes weddellii (Weddell seal), 1407 nucleotides long. NCBI's taxonomy places the organism in Eukaryota, Metazoa, Chordata, Mammalia, Carnivora, Phocidae. The record is from RefSeq and is a predicted model, not a curated record.
CCGCAGGGCGGGGUCUGGUGCUGCCGGGAGGAGUUGGGGGCGGGGGAAAGGAGGCAGCUGCCAGUGGACAUGGCGGCGGGCCGCAGCAGGGCUGUGUUUGCCGUCUUUGGCGUGCUUAGUGUUUGUGCGGUCAGCGGCUCUGGGCCCGUGGCUGCGGGGGAGACGGGCGGGGAGGCGGAGUGGACGGAGCCUUGGGAUGGUGCGGUUUUCCGGCCGCCCUCAGCGCUGGGCGCGGUGGGGGUGGCGCGCAGUCCGGGGACCCCCCGGCCAGGGAGGGAGGAGGCGGGGGACUUGCCCGUGCUGCUGUGGUGGAGCCCAGGGCUAUUUCCCCACUUCCCUGGCGACUCGGAGCGCAUCGAGUGUGCGCGCGGUGCGUGCGUGGCGUCCCGGGACCGACGGGUGCGGGGGCACUCGCGGACGCGCGCGCUGCUCUUCUAUGGCACUGACUUUCGCGCGUCGGAGGCGCCGCUGCCGCGCCUGGCACAUCAGAGCUGGGCGCUCCUGCACGAGGAGUCGCCCCUCAACAACUUCGUGCUGAGCCACGGUCCGGGCAUCCGCCUCUUCAAUCUCACUGCCACCUUCAGCCGCCAUUCUGACUACCCGCUGCCGCUGCAGUGGCUGCCCGGGACCGCCUACCUGCGCCGCGCCGCGCCUCCGCUACAGGAGCGCGCGGAGUGGCGCCGUCGCGGCUACGCGCCGCUGCUCUAUCUGCAGUCCCACUGCGACGUGCCUGCGGACCGGGACCGCUACGUGCGCGAGCUGAUGCGUUUCAUCCCGGUGGACUCCUAUGGGAAAUGCCUGCAAAAUCGGGAGCUGCCCACUCCGCGGUUACAGGACACAGCCACAGCUACCACCGAGGAUCCAGAGCUCUUGGCCUUCUUGUCUCGCUAUAAGUUCCACUUGGCCCUCGAAAAUGCCAUCUGUGAUGACUACAUGACAGAAAAACUGUGGCGCCCCAUGCAUCUCGGGGCUGUGCCUGUGUAUCGCGGCUCUCCCUCUGUGAGGGACUGGAUGCCCAACAAUCACUCCAUCAUCCUCAUUGAUGACUUUGAGUCACCUCAGAAGUUGGCAGAAUUUAUUGACUUUCUGGACAAGAAUGAUGAGGAAUACAUGAAAUACUUGGCAUAUAAGCAACCUGGGGGCAUCACCAACCAGUUCCUUCUGGAUAGUCUGAAGCAUCGGGAAUGGGGAGUGAAUGAUCCUUUGCUGCCUAACUACCUCAAUGGUUUUGAGUGUUUCGUCUGUGACCAUGAACUGGCUCGGCUGGAGGCCGAGAAAGCCCACGCAGCCUCUCCUGGGGACAUCCCUGGCCCUGAACCUCACAUUGCCCAGCCCUCACACAUGGACUGCCCGGUGCCCACACCUGGCUUUGGCAGUGUGGAAGAGAUUCCUGAGAAUGACAGGUAA